AUCGGAGGAGUUGAAAUCCAUACUCUACGAUCUCUACGAGCUGAGAGGUCGUGCUCAUCGCCGGGGCAGCCAAUAAUCCCCAAGGACUAUCUGUCCACCCUCAGCUUGAACAUCAUCAGCCGGAUGGUGCUGGGGAAGAAUUACCUCCAGCAGAGUAAUGACAUUGUGAGCCCCGGCGAAUUCAAGAAAAUGAUAGACGAGUGGUUCGUGCUCAACGGGGUGCUCGAUAUCGGGGACUCAAUCCCGUGGAUCGCUUUCAUGGACGUGCAAGGGAAUGUCAAGAGGAUGAAGGCUUUGGGCCAGAAGUUUGACAUGUUUCUAGAGCAUGUUCUUGAGGACCAUAUUGAUCGAAUGGUGGCCGAGGGGGACAAAUUUGUGGCUAUGGACAUGGUGGAUGUUUUGCUCCAAGUUGCAGAUGAUCCCAAUAAUGAGGUUAAGAUUGGGAGGGAUGGAGUCAAGGGCUUCACACAGCUUUUCUCUCUAGCCAUGUCGCGGCGACGAGGAAGGCCAAUGAAGAAGAUAACUCCGAGCAAUACCCCUGCAACAGGGCAAAAAUUCCCUGAUGUCGGGAAUUCGAAGAAUAACGAUCAAUCGAAUGGAGCGAAAGAUGAGGAGAUCUCGAGCCCAAACCCUGGAGAGAAUGAUGGUGAAGAUCUGGUUACACCACUGGUAGAUGCAGACGCACCUGAGCAAAAGAAAUCUGGGCCCCACACCUAUGCUGAAGCUGUGGCAGGGAUUGCAGACAUGGAAACAAAUCUUCAAUUCAUUCCUGCAGUUGAGGUAAACGGAACAUUGGUUGCUCAAUUUACUACAGAAGAUGUGAUUGAACCCACAGAUUAUUGGAAAUCUACUGUUGUUUGCUGUGUGUUGGGGGCUAAUCCCCCUCUUGAGGUCUUUAAAGGCUUUGUCAACCGACUUUGGAAACCUUAUCCAAUAGAUGCUGUUGAUGUUCUAAAGGAAGGGCAGUUUAUUAUCUCUUUCACUAAGGAGGAAGAUAUGAAGGAAAUAAUAAAAAGGAAAUACUACUAUUUUGAUAAUAAGCCAGUCCUAGUACAACAAUGGAAGCCAGGGAAAAAAGUAGUUAUUGAGGAUCUGUCUGACAUCCCAAUAUGGGUUCAAUUACCUGAUCUGGAUCUGAAAUACUGGAGCUUAUCUGGGCUGAGCAAACUGGGCAGCUUGAUUGGCACACCAAUCAAAAGAGACAGGGCUACUGCAAAGAAAUCUAAGUAUGCAUAUGCCAGAAUUCAAGUGGAAGUCAGAGUUCAUCAGAAUUUCCCCAAUGAGGUGGUCUUUAUUGAUGAAACUGGUAGAGCAAUUUCCCAGAAGAUUGAAUAUGAAUGGUAUCCUUGCAUCUGCUCUCACUGUAACAGGAUGGGGCAUCUACAGGAUUCCUGUAGGAGAAAGGAACCCAGGAAGAAGGAUGCCAAGCCUAGGCGGAUGAUGUGGAAGCCAAAAUCCAAAGAUAUCCCUGACCAGGAAAAUAAAGAGGAAAAUAGGGAGGAUGAAAAAGUUGAAGAGAACCCAAUAAUGCAAACACCAGAGGAAGGGGGUUUGGUUAAUGAUGAACCAAGUGACUUUAACAGUGUGUUGGAGCUGGAUGAUAGGAUUGGUGGGAAUCCAGUAACUAGUGAAGAAACUUCAGAUUUCAAGAAUUGUGUUCAAAAUUGUGGCUUGGAAGAAAUUCCCAGUGAAGGUUCCAAAUAUACCUGGUCUAAUAGACAAGGUCCUGGUAAGAGAAUCUACUCAAAGAUUGACAGGGCACUUGCUAACAUUGACUGGUUCAACUGUUUUAACACAAAAAUCUUGAUAAAGGAAGAAGGGCUGUCAGACCACUCCCCACUCCUCAUGAGGGAAAUUCACUCUGGAAAGGGUAACUUCCCCUUUAAAUUCUGCAAUAUGUGGCUCUUAGAUCCUAUCUUUCCUACACUAAUUAAGACUGUUUGGCAACAAAGGAGGGAGGGGAGAUAUAUGCAUCAGUUAGUCUGCAAACUAAAGGACCUGAAACCAGAUUUGAGGAGAUUGAACAAGGAUAAAUUCUCACACAUUUAUCAGCAAUGCAAUCUACUAAGGGAACAACUUUUCCAGAUCCAAGAGGCUAUCAAGGGGAAUGCAGGGAGUGAUCUGAUUACUAAAGAACUGGAAACUAUCAAAGAAUUGAACUGGAGGUUGAAGGCUGCCAGACUAAUGAAGCUCCAGCAAGUUAAACAAGAAUGGGUCCAAGAGGGGGACACAGAUUCCAGAUUAUUUCAUGCUUGGGUUAAAAAAAGGAGACUCAAAAAUCAUAUUAGCUUUAUCCACAACUCAUCAGGACAAGUGGUUGAAAAGAAAUCUGAAAUUGCACAAGUAGUGGUGGACUACUUCCAGAAAAUGAUUGGGGUUACUGAGUGGACAAAGGAUAUUCAAAAUAACAUUAUUGGGGAGGGGAGAGUCCUGUCAGUGGAACAACAAAUCCAACUCAUAGCACCUAUUUCAGCUGAAGAUGUAAAGAAGCAUUUAUUUGACAUCCCUCCAUGUAAAAGUCUUGGGCCUGAUGGCUUUAAUAGUGGCUUCUUUAAGCACCAAUGGCACCUGGUUGGAGACCUUGUUACUAAAGCUGUAUUGGAAUUUUUUAAGGAUGGUGUAACCCUCCAGCAAAUUAACCAUACCAAUAUCUGCCUAAUCCCUAAGGCUGAACCUCAGUCUAUUGAGUGUAUUCUGGCUAGCCUUAAGGAAUUUAAGGAAACAACUGGCCUGAUGCUUAAUUAUGACAAGUCUCAAGUGUACUUAGGGGGAGUUUCUGAGGAUGAGAGUCAAAGUAUAAUUGAGAGAACAAAUAUGUCUAGAGGGACCUUUCCCUUUAGAUAUCUGGGAGGGCCUAUCUCUGCAGCUCGUAUUAGUGAAAGGGAAUGUGACAAACUUGUUGAGAAACUCACUACGCAGAUUACAUCCUGGACCACUAAGCACCUAUCCUAUGCAGGAAGAGCUAGAUUGAUAAACACUGUUCUAUAUGGGGUUAUCUUUUUCUGGUGCAGAAUUUUCCUUCUCCCUGAUAAUGUUAUGAAGAAGAUAAUGGCUUUAUGUAGGAACUUCCUUUGGAGCUCUACCCCUGAUUAUAAAAAAUGUCCCCUCGUUAGUUGGGAUGAAGUCUGUUUGCCUAAACAAGAAGGUGGACUAGGUCUGAAAAAUUUGCUGAAAUGGAACCAGGCAUGUCUCAUGAAGCUCUUAUGGGAUAUUGCCAAUAAAAAAGAUACCCUAUGGGUUAAAUGGAUCCACAAUAAGUAUCUUAAGGGAUCAUCUGUGUGGGACUACACUACUAAACCCGAUGACUGUUAUUACUGGAAGAAGUUGGUUCAAACAAGGUGCCUGUUUAUGGGAAUGAAUAUGACCAGCUGCUACACUGUCAAGGAGGGAUAUAGUUGGCUUGUAGGCAGCAACCCAAAAGUGGAGUGGUUUGAUAUGGUUUGGAACAAAUGGACUAUACCUAAACACUGCUUCAUAACUUGGCUUAUAUGGAGAGGUAGAUUACUCACCAAGGAUCGUUUAAGCAGAUUCAUCAAUCUGGAUACUACUUGUGGUCUUUGCAACAAUGGAGUGGAAUCAGUCGAUCAUCUCUUCUGCUCCUGUGCUUUGGCUCGACUGAUCUUGGAGGACAUUUCUCAAUGGAUACAUGUUGAUAUCACAGUUGGGUCGAUUAGAGAACUGGGAAGUAGAGUGGGGAAAGGAAAGAACAGAAAGAGUCGAAGAACUAUAGCUACUUGUAUUGCUGCGAGUUGCUACUUCAUCUGGAAAGCUAGGAAUGACAAACUUCACAAUAAUAGGGAAGCUGCCAAGGAGCACAUUGUACAAGGAAUUAAAGCUGCAGUUACCAUGGCAAUAGGACACAAAGUUAACAUCAAUUCUGUUGCCUUAUAAUUUGUCUUUUGGAUAUUCUUUGAUUAGGUAGUUUUGAGUUGAAAUUUAGAGGGGACCUGAUUUGUAAUGUUUGGUUGGUAUUAAUAUAAUGUGCUUUCGUUC
This is a messenger RNA of Cuscuta campestris, 3993 nucleotides long. NCBI's taxonomy places the organism in Eukaryota, Viridiplantae, Streptophyta, Magnoliopsida, Solanales, Convolvulaceae. The record is from the annotation of a GenBank genome assembly.